Mycetomoellerius zeteki is the source of this 4626-nucleotide messenger RNA. RefSeq lists its product as uncharacterized. The coding region runs from base 761 to 3490 and encodes 909 amino acids. NCBI's taxonomy places the organism in Eukaryota, Metazoa, Arthropoda, Insecta, Hymenoptera, Formicidae. The record is from RefSeq and is a predicted model, not a curated record. Gene Ontology annotation, cellular component: plasma membrane. The transcript is spliced from 4 exons.
GCUCCGAUCGGCGGACGGCGGUUAAGCCAGCCGCACGUUCCGAGUUUUCGUGCCAGCAGUCGACUCGCAGCCUGGCUUUCCAACUGGCACGCCGGAGUGCUUUCACGUACUGUGCCCUUCGCUCCCUUGUCUCGUCCCUCUCCUCUCCUCCGGGUCUCUCCUUUCCCUCGCAGGUCUCUUUUAAUCUCUCUUUCUCUCUCUCCGCUCUUUAGCCCCGUGUUUCAUAUUCCACUCUCCGCGACAUGACGCGUUGAUGAUCUACACGCUGCAGCGUAGAACCAACAGCAGCGGUAGUGCUCGUUUCGGACUGAAAACCACCACCGCCGCCGGUGGUGGUCCACUAUGAGAUUCGGUCUCGAACAGCAUCCUUGAAGCGCCUUUCGAAGCUUUAUGUGCGUCAGUGUGCGAUUAAGAAUCCCGAGGAAAACUGUGCCAGGCGACGUCGUGGUCGAUACGCCAAGGACAACGAUGAUGUAAAUUCCAGUACGCAAACGAUUCGCUUUAGAAAGACCUUGUUCGUCCUGAUGAGAGAGAAGAUGGCACACUCGAAGGGAUCCGCGUGGAGGAUAUCGCGUCGGUGAUUUCAAUCGGCAGAACGAGCUUUCCGAAGAGUAAUUAGGAAAAAAUCGGAGUAAUCAGGGAGCAUGAGAGUGUUAUGGUAAAGGUGCGUGAAUGAACGUAGUUCUUGACGGGAGAGGCAAAUGGAGAUAAGAGGAGAGAAAGCGGAGGUAUUUUGACAGCCUCGGCACUUGUCCCGGGAAUGCCUCGAAUGCCUGUGCUGGUACUCCUCGGUAGCUGGGGCUGGGGAUUUUUCGCCAUAUUCCUCUUGCUUCUGGCCACCCCCAGUCCCGCUGCCAUUCGCAGAGCGGACCGAGGUCACUGCAACAAGACAGUGGACAUUUACGAAGAUGUGUCGAGCCCGGCGGUGACCCCAGCAAAUUGGGGUAAGCCCCUCUCGUGCUGGUACCGUUUCCGUGCCUUUCGCGGAACACCCCGGGACUGGAUUCUGCGGGUGCGCUUCAAGAAGUUUAAAGUUGGAGUGCUGGAGAACGCUACUACCUGCAGCGGCGGUUAUCUGCAGAUCAUAGACGGCAACACGAAGACAGAGGUGAGCAAUCGCAAGGACCCGGGCGUCUAUUGCGGCGAAUCCGAGCAGCCGCAGACCUUCAUCAGUGAGACCAGCUUCGUGCGGGUGAUCUUCCACGCGGACAAUUUCACCGAUCAAACGUAUUUCAGUUUUGAUUCGCGUGCCGAGCCGCAAUUCGAGGUGUAUCUUAGAUACGGCCAACACCCGGAGCUCUAUCCGAAUCGUCGUGGCGAGGUCGUACCAGGCAGUUACUGCGAGCGCGUCUUCAAGGACUGUCGGUUGCAAACGUGCUACGUACAGAGCCCGGCUUAUCCCGGUAUUUAUCCGCGCGCGUUGCACUGCAAAUAUCGUCUAAACACCCGACUGCCCUUCAUUAAACUCUACAUUGAGAACGAAGAGUUCAACAUCGAUGGUCAACGUUGCGAGAAUAUCAUGACAUGUCCGAUGCGGCCGAUCAGUUCCGGCUCGGAGCACUGCCCUUAUGAUUAUAUACGCGUGUACGAUGGUAAGAACGAGAGUAGCCCGGUGAUCGGCACUUUCUGCGGUAUGGGAAAAUUCCCAUACAGCAUUAUUGGUACCAGUGAGGAUCUCUACGUCGAGUUCGUAUCGUCGCCGGCUGGUCCGUUGCUUAACACUGGUUUCCACUUCAACGUGGGCAACUGGCCCGGUCAUGUAGAAACUGCGGGCGUGAAAAACGGCAGUUGCGACUGGCUGUUGAACAGUGAAUCUCUCGUGAGUGGUAAUGAGGGUAUCUUUCUGUCAGUUGCGCACUGGUACCCGCCACACACCAGCUGCACCUAUUUGCUACGCGGUCGACCCGGCGAGAUCGCUCGUCUUUAUUUUCCCAGCUUUCGUGUGAACCGUAUCGAGUCGCCGAUUCAGCCCUACGACGGCGAUUGCGGUGAGAGCCUGACGCUUUAUGACGCUGACUGGCCGGACGAUGCCCGGAUCAUCAAGACCUUCUGCGACACUUUCAGUAAACCGAUGGAGAAGCAUGAUUUUGUCUCAACGUCAAACGCUCUAUUCGUGCGAUUCGAAAGCAAAACUGGCAGUUACUCCGGCAGCUCGCUCUAUUACUGGGCUCAUUAUGACUUCUUCAAUGCGACGAGAUUCGGCGAGCCCACGCCCGGUACCGAGUGUGAUGAAGUAUUCGCAUCGUGGAAGACGCGCUCGGGUCGUCUACGAUCGCCAUUGAAUACUUUGGUUUAUAAACGACCGGGCGACCCACCCGCUGAUCUGUCCUGCACCUAUAGCUUCAUUACGGAUAAGCGGCUGUACUCGCGCGUUAUUCUCGUGAUAGAGUCAAUUAACUUCAAGGAGCAUCCGUACGCUCAAUGCGGCCAUUGCUGGGAUAGUCGAGUGGAUCGGGUGAUCAUUCGGGAACCUAAUCCAGAUGGUAUCAAGGGCCACUGCCUUUGUCGGAUCAACAACAACGGCACUCCGGCGCCAACGAGCUCCCCGCCGGCACCGCGACCGCCUGUUCUCAGGAUCGUUUCUCGGGGUGAAAGAUUGGAUCUGAAGCUGUUGGUGGACGGUGCGCACGCGGCUUCAAGUUAUUUCAAGUGGCCCGCGCCACUCUUUGAGGCAAGAUACGAGUUCGCGCAUAGUCCUUUGUGCGGACCGGCGCUUCUGCCACCUGCCACCGAUGGUGAGAUUGAGUUUCCGCAUUACGAGGCACUGGGAUAUGUCACGCCACCCAGGACCAUUAAAUGUAUCUGGGAGUUACGAGUGAACCGUGAGCGCGAUCUCUGGCUGCACUUUGACAAGAUUAAAUUCGCAUCGCGCUCUUGCGAAGAUGGCAAGCUCGAGAUCUUCCUGCCGGGCAAUGCUGAGCCGUAUCUCGGUAUUUGCGGUGAGAACGUCAGCUACGUGAGAGAGAUGCCAAUUAUUUCAGCGGCGCACAUCACACCGCCAAUAGAUCAUCAGGCGCCGGGCGGUGAUGUCAUUGAGGAAUCACCCGCUGUGAUUAUACAGUUUACCGGAUCCAUGGCACCAGCCAGGGCGGCCUUCAAGAUCGCAUGGACCGAACUCUUUCAUCUACCAAGGGACGGAUCUGGGGCUCUCAACACCGGCAAAUUGGAGGACUGCGGCUUCCAGUGUCCUGGUGACGCGGGAUGCAUUCCCUUAAGAUUGGUGUGCAACGGCGUGGUAAACUGUCCUAGUCGCAGCUUGCCCCUGCCGGGUAUUCUGAAUGGCACCUUCUACGAGCCGGACGACGAGUCAGUGGAGACGUGCGGUGGUCCUGUCAGUGGUAACGGCGGUGGUUUCGCUGGACCUGCCGGCUGGGCUGGCGCAGGUUUAGGCGCCGGUCUCGCCAUUCUUUUGGGUCUGGCGUGUUUCAUCGCCAUGUGCAGGCUUUGCAGAGGACGAUCCCGCUCCAGGGACAUACAUGUGCCCUAUUAAGAGGCAUGAUCGUGCCUGCUUCUGCGGGUAUACGCACAAAUUCGGAGAACACAGAGGUCUAAGAAACGAAUUUAUAACGUUUUUCAAGGAAUUAACAUUCUUUCUUUAUACUCGCAUGUAUGCUUGUAUACACAUACGUAGAUGUAUAAACAAUAAAUCUUUAUUCCUGAAGAAACACUGCAAAUAUGACGAGAGAGAUGUUCUUGUGGCGUUUUAACUUUUUAAAUGCCGCUCAAAUCUUUGAGCCGUAUCAGCAUUGCUAAGUUUGGUUAAAUAAAUUUUGUUUCUCUAAAUAUAUAAGAUUAUAAUCUAGAGAAGAAUAGAAUCCCUAAGGCAAGCUUAUUUAACCUGUCGAGACCGUUGGUGCCCUUGUGUUUCAGACCUCUGUGUUGUUUGAGAAAUCGAUAGAAAUGGUCGAGAAGCAUUCUCUUUCUCAAAACUCAUCGAGAUAUGUCAGGAGAUGUUUUUCCAUGCUGCUCCAAAACAGAUUCGACAUUACAAGUAAUUCUCUCAGUGUGAUGCUUCCGGGUCUAAUGAACGUCGAGUUUGCUCAUUAAUUGCGAGAGGUUGAUUCCGGAUCUUUACUACUCUGUUGUAUCGCGGUGUUCAAGUAUUACUACCGUCUGUCAACGCCGAUCGCCCAUCCCACGUUCAUCACACUGUCGGUCUUCUAUUUAUGCUCUUUACGGAAACUCUAAUGAUCCAUACAUUAUCCUUCUCUUACACAGCGACGACGAAAUUCUAAGUAAAGCUGUAUUCGCCACUGCCGCGUUAUGCUCGUCGUAUUGUCAUCGCGUCUUCUCUACACACACUGCCAUAGACAUAGAACUUCAUACAUAGCUCUCAUCUCGAUCGUUCUCAUAUGUCGUUCGCGAGAACUAUCGUAGAUUUGUGGCGAUCGGAUUAUUUUUGUCGCUGAUUGUACGGGCGGCGAUAGCAUUUCUAGCGAUAGCAAGACAUCUACGAGAUACAGGUAGCCUCAACGUUAUGUAGAAACGUUUUUAUACCUACUUUUAUUAUCUCGUUCCUCUAAUCUAAUUAUAGAAUCUUAUCGAUAAUCAGCAUCGAAGUCUGACAAUAAUGAGUUCGAAGCAUAAAAGGAAAAAAAAGAUUAUACAUGGAUUAGAUUAAGUUAG